AUGACGGCUCCUGCGGCGCAAGGUGCUCAAGAUCGAGGUGGAGACGGGGAGCAUAUUCACACCCACACCAACGGGGUCUCCUCUACCGCAGGCCAGGCCGCCGCCGCGGCCUCCUCCAGCUCAGCCCCGAAUCGGGAGAGUGAGCACAUCCGCACCGUCUUGUCCACCUUUGAGGCCUAUCUCCCUUACUCCCUCGCAACGAACAACAUCCGUCGACGAUCCUACAAUGCGCUGAGCAGGCGACAUCGCAAUAUGUUGGCCGAUGUGGGCGCAACACUACCACGGCCGACGAUCGAAGGUGGUGGUGGUGCGAGCUCUUCGCGAGAGGUAAAGGAGGGAUCAAGGUCGACUCCGCCGAACCUCUGGGGAGAUCGCGGUAUCAAAGCCCGAUUGGCAGAGAUAGACGACCGUAUACGACGCAAUGCCGACUUCCUCGACCUCGUCGUAGCGCAAGGUCGCGAAUUCCUCGGCGAGGACAAGUGGAACCCAGAGCUGGCAGGCGGCGACAAUGGCUGUGAAGGCUCGGCAGCAGGGGCGAAGGGUGCUGCUGUAGCCUCGAACUCGUCGCCUCCUCGCGAUUUGGACAAGGUGCGCUCCACCCUCAAGCAGCUUGUACGAGAUUGGUCAGAGCAAGGCAAGGAGGAGCGAUUAUUCGCUUACCAGCCUAUCCUCGAAGCGCUCGAGGCGCAAUUCCCCCUGCCACGAACGCAGCGCAAUCGUGUUCGAGUGCUCUUCCCCGGCUGUGGGCUCGGUCGCCUACCCUGGGAGGCGGCAAUGAGGGGCUUCACCUCGCAAGGCAACGAGUACUCGCUGUACAUGCUCCUCUCCUCUCACCUCAUCCUCAACAAGACAUCGCAGGCCCGCACGCAUCGGAUCUACCCUUGGGUGGGCAGCAUGUCCAACUGGCGAAGCGCUGCUCAUCUCCUCGAGGAGGUCGACCUGCCCGAUGUGCAUCCGGGUCAACUGCUCGCGCGCAGCCCCCGUGAGACACACUUCAGUAUGGCGGCAGGGGACUUCGUGAAAGUCUAUGGUGCAGAGGAGCAGCGAGGAAAGUGGGACAGUGUAUGUACCAGCUUCUUCCUGGAUACGGCGCGCAACCCCCUCUCCUACCUGGAGACGAUCCAUUCCACCUUGCGGGAGGGUGGCGUUUGGAUCAACUUGGGCCCUUUGCUGUGGCAUUUUGAGGGGACAGGCCCCGAGAAGAAGAUGGUUGGCGACGAGUUCGCAUCGGGGAGUAUUGAGCUGACCUUGGAAGAGGUGAUGGAUCUGAUGGAAAAGGUGGGCUUUGUCGUCGAGGAGAGAAGGACGAUGCCCAGGCAGAGCUAUACGGGCAACGCGAGGAGCAUGUUGACCUAUGAGUAUGAGUGCGAGUUUUGGGUAGCGCGCAAGGUGGGGCAGUUGGGGGAUGAAGGCACAGCGGCGUCGAGUCGGAGUGGCAAUGGGAGUGGGAAUCUAAAUGUGACGUUGAGUGGAUAG
Molecule: messenger RNA, 1476 nt
Organism: Jaminaea rosea
Lineage: Eukaryota; Fungi; Basidiomycota; Exobasidiomycetes; Microstromatales
Product: N2227-domain-containing protein
Exons: 3
Coding region: 1-1476 (491 amino acids)
Molecular function (GO): S-adenosylmethionine-dependent methyltransferase activity
Source: RefSeq, a predicted model, not a curated record